Messenger RNA from Cercopithifilaria johnstoni, 879 nucleotides. The record is from the annotation of a GenBank genome assembly. Lineage: Eukaryota; Metazoa; Nematoda; Chromadorea; Rhabditida; Onchocercidae.
AUGUAUUUGUCAUACUAUUUCGUAUUGCUUGUUUUACCGUUGCACGUCGCCCAAAUAACGGUGUCAAAUGAAGGCGAUGAGGCAAUACAAGCAGCAGUGAGAAAUGACGACGAAAUAAGGACUGUGGCUGAUGACGGGAAAGCAAAUGAAAAACUGAACAAAUGCGAAGUAUGUGAUAAGCAAUUCGGAUGUUCACGCACUCUGAAACGCCAUAAGAUGAUACAUACCGGUGAAAAAAAUUACAUAUGUAAGGUAUGUAAUAAAGCGUUCCAAAGGUCGGACAAUCUAAAGAGUCACCGAUUGAUGCAUGGAAACGAACGACCAUUCAAAUGUUAUGAGUGCAGUAAAACAUUCAAACGGUCCCGCGAACUGAAAAUGCACCAAGUGACGCACGGAAACGAACGACCAUUCGAAUGCUACGUGUGCAAUAAAACAUUCAAACGGUCCGGCGAACUGAAGAUGCACCAAGUGAGGCAUGGAAACGAACGACCAUUCAUAUGUCACAUUUGCAAUGAAACAUACAAACGAUCUGGCGAUUUGAAGAAACAUCAAGUGAUGCACGCGAACAAACGACCAUUCAAAUGUUGCGUGUGCAAUGAAACAUUCAAGCGGUCCAGUGGGUUGAAGACACACCAAGUGGUCCACGGAAGCGAACGACUAUUCAAAUGUUAUGCGUGCAGCAAAACAUUCAAAGUAUUCUGGAAUCUGAAGAAGCACAUAUUGACGCAUGGAAACGUGCGGCCAUUCAAAUGUGAAGUAUGUGAUAGGAAAUUCACUCAGAAAUAUAAUUUGAAUAGACAUAUGAAAGUGCAUAAAAGUUCGGAUGAAAAGCUAUAUUCUACUGUAAGCUCGUUGAUGAUAUCGAUAGCAGAUCAUUGA